Physella acuta is the source of this 4035-nucleotide messenger RNA. RefSeq lists its product as uncharacterized. NCBI's taxonomy places the organism in Eukaryota, Metazoa, Mollusca, Gastropoda, Physidae. The record is from RefSeq and is a predicted model, not a curated record.
AAACAAAAAUGUCUCCCUUAGUUUGUUUACUUUUUUCUUGUAUUGUUGCUGUGUCCCACAGUGCCCCAGGUCCAGAUGUGUGCCAGACAUGGGCUGACUUGGCUAAGGCAGAAACUUUCCCAGGGGCUCAGAGCUGUACCAACAACAAGACUCAACAUUGCACGAGGAUAGAUUGUUCUGGCCACUUCAGUAUACCUGCAUUUGUGCGACAGCUGCCAAUCAAGGUUAAGCCAGGCUACGACUACUGCUUUGGCAGUCAGUUAAACUCAUGUAGCGACCCUGUAUCUAUAGACUUCUACCUUCACAUUUCUACUGAGAAUAAGACUUUCACAAAGAGAAUCACACAUGAUUCUUAUUUAGCUCUUCCAGAACUGAACAUCCCCCUGACCUCACCUAAGCUGCACUUUGAGUUUGAGAAACAUGAUGGAAUUAUAUCUUUCAAUGUCAAACUUAUUGUUAACAUUGAGUAUGGCGGGAUCCAGAUGGCCAGCUUUGAGGAACCUCUAAUAAAAAACGCCACCCUUUACACAGAGCAUUGUGAUAAGCCUACACCACAGGAUGCCAACACGCCAUCUCCUGAGUUCAUCAGCAGCAUCAACCACUGUAAUGACUUUGGCUACACAGCACUGACGACUCAGGUGUCUCCAACAACACAGACCUAUAAACCUUCUUCAACGCUGAACAAAUUCUGUGAUAUCAAAACUGCAUGCAGCGCUCACGAGUUUUGUGGCACCAACAGCACAUGCACAUGUAACUUAGAAUCCCAGCUGUCUGCCAGUAAGGACUACUGCUCUCCCUUUAGCCAAGUGAACCAGAGGUGUAUGCAGGACAACGACUGCAGCUUUAACGAGGAGUGCAGCUCACAGACUUGUCAGUGUGUUCAGGGCUACAGCUAUGAUGAAGUGCGUGGUAUGUGCGUCUUUGCGCAACACGGCCAGAAGCCGGACAGCCACAUGAACAGUACAGCAAAAUUGGAAUCACCUGCAACAACACCCUCACCCCACCGGUCAGAAGAGAAACCAGUCAAGGAAUGGCACAACAUUCCCAUAUACAUAGGUGCCUCUGUGGCAGGUGCUAUGGCCAUUGUUUUAUCAAUCUGGGGGUUCAUAGCGUGCAGAAAGAAGCUGGUGUUCAGACAGCUGGAAGAGAGGGAUGCAGAGAUCCGCUCACCAAUGCUGGGAAAUGAUGAUGACAACCUAAUCAUGUAGAUGGUGCAGCAAGUGAUAACUUUCAUUGCCAACUUUGAUUUCUUUCUCACUGUUUAUUGACAAACCUUCUUUUUAAUGAGUCUCAUCAUAAAGAUCUGACUAGUGGAGACUUUCUUUGCCAACUUUGAUUUCUUUCUCACAGUUUAUUGACAUUACUUAAAAAACCUUUUUUAUGUGUUGCAUUAUGUAUAUGUCACUGGUGAAGACUUUCUUUGACAAGUUUGAUUUCUUUCUCUCAAUUAAUUGACAUAUUUUAACUAAUUUAUUUUGAAACUAUUAUUUUUGAUUUUGUAACCAAAGAAUUUCUCUUUGUCAUUUAAAAUAGGCGUAUAUUUUUGCUAAUGUUUACACUUUUUAAAAACUAUUUUUUUGUAUAUUUACUUUAACAUUGAGUUUUUUUUUACAUUUAAGUGAAGCAAAUGUAUAGUUCAAUAGGAUUUUUAAAAAUUCAUCAUCUUUAACAAUUCUUCUACUGGCAACAUCACUUAAAUUAAUUAGAUCUUGGAGUUAAUAAGAUGAUGUUGCACUAAGAAAUUGUUACAUGAAUUAAUUAAUGAGCCAUAUUUUUUGACUACAUUCCAGAUUGUCACCUUUUAAUAUCACAGGUAGAAAUAUCUUCCCUUUCAAAACUAGGUUCAUUGGUGAUUCCCAAAAAAUUGUUUAUUCAUAAAUUGGUUAUCCAAGAUUGUGUUCAUUUAUUUCAACCUCACUAAUUAAAAAUCUGAUUAUGAAUCUCUUUUUUAUCUGAUAUUUAUGAUUUUUAAUUUCAUUGUACUGAAUAUCCACUUCAGCUUUUAUUUAAACUUUUUUUUUGAAGAUCGAAAAUAUUUAGCUUCUCAGGCUUAGUUUCUCCUUUGUUGUAGUAUUUAUAGACAUGCCUGCUAAAAAUAUUUGCUUUGUACAUUUGUUGACACCUUGCUUCUGGCUCAUACUCAAGUUUUGAUGUUUUAUGGAACUGUAGCUAUAAUUAGAAUCAAAGAUGUGUGAUCCCCAUGUGGUUUAGUUAGCUUGCAGCAUCCUAGUUUGGGUUGUCACAUCCCAGCAGCAUUAUUUAAGUUGUUACCUCCCCUACCCUGUUUGUCACCUUUAAGUUUGAGCAGUCACCUCCAAGCUUGGGCGUCACCUCCUAUCCCCUAAGCAAAGGUUGUGAUAAACAAAAAGUGUUUUAGAAUUGUGAUACCAUUGUACAUUUUGUAAUUACCUCCCCUGUUGCAAAUGUUUUUGGUACAUUCCAGCGGAGUUUAAUUUUGUUAUAAGUGUUAUAUUAUAGCCUUGUUUUUAUAACAAGAAUUAAAAUGCCAGUUUUGUUGAAUCAAGAAUGUUCAGUUAUAAACAGCUUUUGCACAUAAGCACAUCUUUAUUGUUCUGCACAAAAAGUGUUAAAUUUAAAUAUAUAUAUUUCUGUGUUGAUGUAAUGGAGUAGAUUUUUUAAAAAACACAGCAUCGAUGAAUAACAUAAAAAUUAAUAAUAGCUAACACACCCCCUAACUCUUCUGCAUUAUUUCUUCCUUAUGAGGAAGAAUAAAAUCUAGGGAUGAGAAAGAAAAAGAUCUAGGGACAGAAAAUUUAUGUAAUUUAAAAAAAUAUAAAAACUAAUUUGUUUGGGCCAAGUCUUUCAAUUCCAUUUAUUUUUUAUGCAAUCAAUAAAUAUUGAAUGUAUUUUUUUUUUUUGUUUAAAAAGUUAUUUUAAAUAUAUUUUGAUGUUUUUGAUGACUCAUGCCCUCUUAUUCAUUUGAAAUGCUUUUUAAGAAGGUAAUGUUGAAAUAUAUCAAAAACUUUUAUUUCUAAACGCAGGUCAGUGCUAUAUCAACAAUCUCCUACAUUCCUCAUUAAAUAUUUGUUGCACUAUUUCUACUAAAUUUACAAAUUUAAAAACUGGAUGGUCUAUAUUUUAGUCACUACAGUAUCAGUUUAUCAUAAUCUUUGCCUUUACAAUCUGUAUUUAAAUUCUUUAAAUGUUAAACUAGAUCUGAAAGCUUUAACUGUACUUUUUAUGCCUAAGCUUUAUAAAAAAUAUGUCCCUGUAACAUACAUGACAGUGUUAACAGUGGUAGUCUUGCAGCUGUGUCGUGCCCAGUAAAUGAAACAGUAUUUCCAUUGAUUGUUUUUUUAAUGGAACAAUACUCUAUAAUUUACACAGCAGAUGAAUGUCAUGGUUUUAUGUAGUGAAUUGAUAUCACCAGGUGUUAUUUGUUUGUACAAAAACACAUUUCAAAAUGUAUAAAUGUAACUAGUAGGUAUCAAAUUUACCAAGUUACAACAUGGAUGAAAUCUGCAAAAAGAAAAAGUUACUUCUACCUAUUAUUUCUGUUUUUAAAUUCUAAAUUAGCACAUAUUUGUUGUUUUUUUCUUAUGUAAUUUAAAGUUUAAUUUAUGAUAUUACGUGUGGCUUUACGACGUUAAUUUAUCUACAAUCAAUCUCACAUUUUAAAAAUAUAUUGCUUUAAAAUUAAAGCAAAGAAUCUCAUAUUUUGUCUUGGAGUUAUUCAUAAAAUUUCUAGCAAAUUUUUUUAUUAUUUCUAGUUUUUCAUCCCCUCUAAAUGCAUAUAUUUACAAAAUCCAAUUAUUGUUCUAAACAAUGAAUGUUGGGCCAAAAUUGGAAAAUUUCAACUUUUCUAAUACAGUUACAGUCUAAUAAAAAUAUGUGUAACUGCAAAGCAUCAGAUUAGAAAAUUAUUUUUUAGAACUCAAGUGUGAUGGCAAAUCCUGCCCCACAUCUACAUAAUUUAUGGACAACCAUUAAUUAAAUGUUUAGACUACAUUGCAUAUUAUUUUAUCAAUAUUAAAUAAAGACCUACUUUUCUUAACACAAAUUGUUUUGUUUUAU